Molecule: messenger RNA, 942 nt
Organism: Caenorhabditis angaria
Lineage: Eukaryota; Metazoa; Nematoda; Chromadorea; Rhabditida; Rhabditidae
Source: the annotation of a GenBank genome assembly
AUGAUGCUGAUAUUUUUGUUUGUAUUUUCAUCUGUUAUCAGUUAUGCUGAAACACAAAAAGGUAAUUAAUCAAAAAGUACGUUGGAUUACUGUAGUUUCAAUCUCUCAUUUGCGACGACUUUUGUCCAGAAAGUAAGCAAUAGAACAAAAAUGUCAAAUUUAUAUAUUUUUCAUUUCGCCUCAAAUGAUUUUGAAAAUUACUCAUGUUCAAACCCUGGAAAAUAAAUAUUUCAGUUGAAACUCGUCAAUAUGUUUGUCAACGUGUUUCUCCAAAAUCUUCAAAAACCGAAUGUCGACUAAGAUUUGGAGAAGAUGAAGAAUUUGCGAGUAUUAAUGAUAAUGGAUGUUUUAUGGUGAGUAUAAGCCUCCCUUAUUUAAAAAAAUCCAUAUCUAUUCCAGAACUUUGAUUCAAUUCGAAAUGAACCAGUCGAAUUGUGCCCUCUUCAAUGUAAAAAUCAUAACAAGGCUGUUUUAAUCAAGGUUGAUUUUCUUUAACAAAUCUUUUGAAUUCAACUAAUAUUUUUAUAGACUGAUUCGCAAUGUGAUUCUGGAGUUGAAAGACGUCAAAGUGAUUGGUUUAUGUAUAGAUCUCCUAACUGUCAAAAUGAUAUCGAAUCGAGUUUUACUUUUGAAUGCACUAAUGUUGCGUAAGUUUUAGAGAGUGAAAAAUAAAAAGCCCAGCUUUUAUUUUUUUUUUCGAAAAUUUUGGUCAUCUUGAGGAGAAAAACUCUGUUUUAACCUAUAAAUACCCGAAAAAGUUAUCAAGUUUUCAGUGUUGAAUUGAUCGAAAAUCAUAUCGAGCCAGAGAUUUCCGAAGAAAUUGAAGUUCAGCAGGAACAAGGAGUAGAAGAAGCAGAAGAUAAUGAUGAUUUACCAGACAAAGUUGAUACAGUUCUUGGUUUUAUGUUCCCAGAAUAUCGAAGAAUUCAUAAACAACAAUAA